This is a messenger RNA of Schistosoma haematobium, 7290 nucleotides long. Its product is annotated as Transmembrane protein 62. Bases 5068 to 5685 code for a protein of 205 amino acids. Gene Ontology annotation, molecular function: hydrolase activity. The transcript is spliced from 7 exons. The record is from RefSeq and is a predicted model, not a curated record. Lineage: Eukaryota; Metazoa; Platyhelminthes; Trematoda; Strigeidida; Schistosomatidae.
GUGCGCCAUGGGUUUGGAAUGAGGGCUGUAACGGAAAGAAAACGAUAAAAAUCCCUCCGCAGCUUUUUGUUGGAAAUGCCAUGGAAAAUCGAGAUGAAACAAAAUGUUAACUGGUGUCUUACAUGCAAUAGUCGUUUAAAUGUUCUGAAAAUCUUACUCUUCUCCCAGAACGCGUUGUUUUAAGUUUACUUUCAGAUACUGUCGAAGUAUCAUCAUGCGUGUUGGUUGUCGGAUGAGGUAUUAUAUGUGUCGGAGUCGUGUCAUUCGAUUGCACCGAAGGAAAAUCGACGUGGAUAGGAUUUUCCUUCUAAAUACGCUGCUUUGAGGAGAUCGAUGCUGAUGCUAUCGUCGGUUCUGUUCUUAUCGAUUAUAUAGUACUUCGGUCCACGUUGGUGAGCCUAACGUGAUACGGUACACAAAAUCUUAAGCUGUGAGUCUGUUCCAUUAUAGGAUUCUAUAUAUCAUUGGUUUAUUUUAAUAUUUUAUACAUUGUGAUAUUUUUUCCCGCGUUUUCGGAUAUCCAUAUAUUUUUCACUCGUGUAUUUUCGUACUUAAUUUUCCCUUAUGACUAAACAGACCUCCAGAGUAUUUAACAUUAAGACUAUGUCCCCACCCUCGUUCCAACUCAUGUACUUCUGGCCCGACAAUAUCGAAGCCUGGUUCUGCUACGCAGAAGCCGACUUCCACGAGCACGGCGUGAACGACACACGUGCACAAUUCCUAGUCAAGGCACUGCCGCGGGAAUUCAACAGGUACGUAACACCUAGUAUGUUUACUAGUGAUGUUUCUGAACCGUACGAAACCUUAAAGCGUUCUAUCCUUAAACGAGGAGACCUAACCGAUCGACAAAGGUUAGACCAACUCCUCAAUAACAUCGACCUGCGAUACGGUUCUGCGACUGACAUGUUGCAAAGGAUGAGAGAGGUUAUUGGCCAACGAACUUUCGAUGAUGGCCUACUUAAACAACUUUUCUUAUCCAAACUUCCUCAACAGGUUCAAGCUGUGCUUGUCUCGUUCCAUAACAACGCUCAAGACAAGCUAGCUGCAUCUGCCGACGGCAUUUCAGAAAUCACAAAAUCUUCUACUACCGAGGUUGUUUAGAAAAAGAAAAGCCUCAAACGUCCCAGAAUGACAUAACAGAGUUAUGUCAUACGCUUACGCGUUAUCUUAAUUUUCGUAACGACCGUAAGCGAUCACACACCCCACGUAGAAGCACUUCACGUAAGCAAUCUGUCUCUAGACCACGAGAGACGGAUAGCCCCGACUGGUGCCGAUAUCAUAACCAGUAUGGAAAGUCUUCCAGAAAUUGCAGAAAACCCUGCAAUUUUCCCAACCCAAAACCGACCGACACGAAAAACAACUCGGGACACUUCCAAGCCGGCACGCGUUAACGGCAACCGUAGCCGGCGAACAUAGCCGUCUGUUAUACGUCAUAGAUGUGACAACGAGAGUUCGCUACCUCGUCGACACUGGCACAGAAGUUAGCAUUCUCCCGGCAAAUCCUAACGACUGGCUUCACGAAUCAGCUCUAAACUUACAGGCGGCAAACGGAAAACCUAUCGCUACGUAUGGCAAAAGGUACGUUUACCUGAACGUGGUUUUACGCAAACCCAUUCACUGGAUCUUCGUUGUUGCAGAUAUUUCCAUGCCAAUCAUUGUUAUGGACCUUCUACAACACCAUAAUCUAAUCAUCGAUACGCACAAACGGAGGCUAGUAGGCGGAAACACUAAUUUAUCCGUUUGCAUAACUUCUUUUUCUGGUUUCAGAUUAUCCCCGGUCACAAUUAAGUACACGAUAGACCCACUUUAUCAACCACUACUCGACAAGUAUCCUGAGAUUCAUCAAACGCAACCGAAACUACCGUGCGUAAUCUGCAACGUUACACAUCACAUCACAUCGGGCUCACCAGUGUAAAUCACCAACGUAGAUGAUCUAUGUCGAAAAUGAUCGGAGGCCUACUCGAGUUAGACGUGAAUGGUGUGACAAACUACCGAACACCGAAUUCACACCUCGUGGUCAACAUCCUACGUGGACUACCCCAUUGACGUAUCAAUGUACCAUAGAUGCUUUGAAGACUGUACAACACAGGGGACGGCAUUACAGAAAUAUAUUAUUUGUAGUAGAUACAAGCGAAAUUAAAACCACUGCCACAUUGGCCAGUCCAUGGCAUAUGAUUAACUGAUGCGCUUUGGCUGUCCCUGACCUUGACGAAGAUCGAUGAUUUGCUCGAUAUUCAAUGACCCAACUGCCGUAUGAUUUGGCUAGGGCUUAGUGACAUUACGCUGGCCCUACAUUCAGGUUUGUCUCUGCGUCAAAUGUUGAAUAUCUAUUUUCCCAUUUGUCUCGUGCUCAUGUUUGAGGAUUGAGCGAUUAGGGCUCAAUGCCACUACAAGCCGACCGCCAUUAUUUACAAAGAUGGUGAAUAUAAUUAUUUCCGCUUCAUUCUGAUUGUUCGCUAAGCAGCCUGCCACGAUGACGAAAUCAAUUUGAGUUUAAUUGUACUUUACAAUACCGUUUUGGUACUAUAGGUUUAUAAUCUUCAUUUGGUCCUAGUAAUUACGGGGACACGCCCAAGUUCACUCUAGCGUCGCUCAAAGGUGACCCAUAAACAAUAGUCUCACCAUUGUGAGGUUCUACAAUCAAGUUCGUUCUUUCUAUUAAUAAACCAAAAACAAGAAAAAUAUUUGCACAAAAAAUUAUUAGAUAGCCAUUGUUUGUACAGUAAACAGGAAGUUUGUAUUCGUAGUUGUGAAUAACUACCAAUAAAAUGUAAUAAAUUCUACAUGUAUUCUAUUAGUCUUUUGCGUAACUAAGGGUGUUGGGAUGGUCAGCGAUGGAACUAUUCCCGAAAAUGCACAUUCAUUCAUAACACGAGUAUCUCAUGAAUAACUUGCGAUCACUCCUAUCGUUUGAUAAACAAGCAGCCAUUUUAAUGAUCAUAAGUGUAGGCAAUAAAUGUAUAAGUUCUACUAAUUUUUCAAGCGAAGAGAAAUUAUUUACAAUGAAUACAUGAAGAGAGGGUUGUUAGUUUGCGAAUAGCAAACCACUAAGAGCGAAGAAUAGGUAGAUCCUCUGAUCUUUGACGAUAGAGCACAGAUAAAAAUUGUGAGACAAUGCCUAUUCAUAUAAUACAGGUAACUGACAUCAAACACGCAGUUUUAUUGGUACAUCCCGAAACGAAGGCUUAGCGAAACCAGUCUAAUGACGGUAAAAAUUAACUGCUAUAUGAUUUCUAGGCAGUACAACAGUACAGAAAUUGACCCAGUAGCAUAGUACACCAAGUCCAGUGUUGCGGCAUCUGGUAGACGGUCUGUACGAUUAUUCGCUUUUGCCACAGAAUCGUAAUCGUUACACACCAAAAUUUCUGUUUCACAGCCAUACAAGACUGCACAGUACACUCUCCCUGCCGUAACACUGUGAGAACAAGUUUAUGUAAAACUGAAAAAAUUACAGUAAUAAAACUUCUUGUUAUCAAGAAUCAUAGCUAUGGACUCUGAGAACAAUUAAUUCAGACGAUGCAGCUUCAUAGUUACCACCGACUGAACUCAUAACUUGUGUACACAUGUCUCCCGAUGCCUCAUGGAAUGAACAAGUUAGUUUACUGGCCAGAGGUUUAAUAAGAGCAUGGAAUAAGUGGUAGUUAUUAGUGAACUUCUCAAGCACAUCUUUACUCACUGUAGAGCUUGACACGUUGUUCACCGAAGACCAAGCUCAUUAUGUAGUUUCUUGCCCACCGGCUACUUUGUCGAAAUAAAUAUAAGAUUCUUCUGGAAACGAGGAAACACACCUCCACGAAUUAGAUCUUUGGAAUGUACAUACAAAAUAUGACCACAUGGCAGCAUAUAAUCAUUGAGACGCCCACAAGUGUUAACAACAUACAUUAUGCCCUUGUCGUAGAAGCGGAUGUAUUCUUUUGUUAUUAAUUCGUAUCUCAUUCUCCCAACACUUUUAUGGUUUACAGUGACCUUGGCACUUGAAAUUUAUGAUACACAUAGCUACAUUCCUUACCUCAAGCUCUGGAAAACGUCGACAAUCCUUUACGGCGUCGUAAUGACGCAAACUUGGGUCAUUGUCUAUCGUACUUCAGACUUUCCAGAACGUAAGUGGAAGAGAAACACCUCUUCUGGGACAUUCUUUUAAGUGUUUAUGAUCGGCUCUCGGGCUUAGUACAUGUCACUGGAAACAGCGAACUCACACUGACUUCCGAGCAACCCAGUGAUUUUUUAUGUAAUCAUAGGCCCUUGGAAAAUGAGUUCUCAGGUGCUCGUACUUCUGCGUAAACCUGAAUAAAAUGUAUUAUUAAAAGCAGAGCUCACAUGUCAGAUCGCCUGGUUUUUAUAAGGUGUUACAAGCAUUCGCGAACAUGGAGAUUUUUGAACUACAGCAAAUAAUUUAUACAGUUAACAUUUACCCUCCCGAAAAAUGUUCCUAAGACAUGUGAUAAACACAAUAUUACGUCGGCAUGACUGUGCGUAGACUGUAACACGGAUAUUUUGGUCGCUGCCGAAUACAUAGAAACUGCGUGCAUCACAAGCCAAGAACAAAUUACUUAUCAGCUGACUAUCGACUUUCCCAUCGAAUCAUCAACGAGUGGAACUCAUUACCUCAGCACGUGGUUGAGGCUGCAUCCGUCGACUCUUUCAAAAGAAAGUUGGAUCAACUGAGAGACCACCAUUGCCAGGACUGACACAGGCCAUCAGGCCUCCUGUCCUUUUCAAACCAAAAACUGAAACUGGAACUUAUGUACUUCAUUCAAACGGGUUUCAUGGUUUUCCAACUAGUAAGUCGUCGCGAUAACAUAAUGUCAUAGAAGAUUCGUCCUGUAUCAUACAUUAUUACUAUGACAUCACUUUCGUUACUUGAGGGAUGGAUGUUAUCAGACGUAGUGUGGCUGAACCCAAAUCAAAUCGAAAAAUGUCUUGAUUUUACCGUUUCCGUACGUCCUUACUAAUUGUCGAUCUGACGCACCAAUCAUUUUGCGACAGUUUGACCUUCAAGUGCUCGCAACUUUCAAAGUGAACGAUAGCCCUGAAGCGUUGUAACAGUACUACUGAGGCGUUACCAGAAUGUUAUUGGGAAGGUCUUCCGUCUUUUUCUCCAAAUUAGUAUCAUGCUGGUCUUACGUUUUCAUCAAUUCGCUGUCUUUAAGCGGUUCAGUCGCCUUUGAAGUUAGAUCUUUUCUUCACAAUGAUAUGGUCGUCGAUGGUGGUGCUCAUAAUGUUUUCUGGUUCGUACAUAUCACAGAUUUGCAUUUUAGCGAGUUUGGUUCUAAAGACAGACAGAUGGACUUCUUGGAGUUUUGUUCUACACACAUUCCUGUGAUUCGACCUGAAGUCGUAAUCGCAUCAGGUGAUAUUACUGAUGGCAAGGGUAAGACGUUCUCGUUAUCUUUACAAAAUCUGGAGGAAUGGGAGGAUUAUUCGUCACUUCUGAAACAAUCUGGAGUACUAAAUUUGACUAAGUGGCUUGACGUACGGGGGAAUCAUGAUAGUUUUGACGUUCCAUCAUUUGGUGGUUAUGGUGAUUAUUACAGUCGAUUUGGUGUAAGGGGCGGAUCUUCAUUAAAGUCACGCAUAUUCAAACUCGUAAAACCAUAUGGUCAAUAUUCUUUCAUAAGUAUUGAUUUAUCCACUGAACCUGGAUUGAAAUGGCCUUUUAAUUUUUCGGUAGUUUUAACUUGGUAAGUUGUGUCUGUUACUGGACAUCAUUACUAUUCAGUUUAUACAUUUGUGAUAUUUGGCAACUUGUAUUGUAGCAUGAAAUAGACUGACUAACUCACUAGAGUGCGUUUUAUAUGAGACCGUACUAUAAUCAUCUCAAACCUGGUCGAAUCGUGACGAUUCUAAGUGUUUGUCAGCGCUCUUGUUUUCCGUAGUAAUCAUAAGCAAAGCUCGAAGUGACUUAAGUGAGGUAGGUGGUGGUCGGCAUAUGUAACACGUCUUAAUCACCCCAGUUGAUGAAGACUUACUAUUCCGUUGAUCGAUUUCCCAUCUUUACCUGGUACUCUAUUUCUAACCCAAGCAUUGCUUACUCUGUGAUCCCGAAAUACACGAGCAAUGCCUUGUAGGCACCGAUGAUUGAAUAUCAGUAACCUGCUAAUAUCCUCUACUCCUAAUGACCGUGCUGAGGCCACUGUCAAUAGGUUGAAAGGUGCUCACCAAUACAUUAACUGCCGAGUUUUGUAUUUGUGAAUCACACCAGUCCAUUUUAAAGAACUUCCUGAUUAGUUGAAGGCGUUCGAAUGCAUGAUUUCAACAGUUGAAUUGACGAGUCAAUCUAAGCUAUACCGUCAUUGGAAACCUGGAAACACUGGACGGCCGUUUCUUCCUAGUAUGGGACUCAGCAGUGCUCAACCACAAUCCCGCACGUGGGACUCGAGCGCAUCACCUUCGGUCUCGCGCACGAACCCUUAACCUCCCCAUAAAUCUCCAUAUUUUAUGACUUCAUGUGUAAUUGUUACAGAGUGUUUGUAUUUUUUCCCAUGCAUCUCACGCUUUUAUGGAUUUAGUAGUAGUUUGAUUGGUUAUUUGGAUUUUCGGACUGUAAAGGCUGUAUAGAAUCUAGCACAUGGGCUAAGUAUGAUGUUUAUAAUCUUUAUGUGUCACAUUUCGUGUUGCUUGUGUAGAUUGCUAACAGUGAUUCCCGGUCUGAAAGUUUAGCAUACCGUUUGUUUGUUGUUUGCUGGUUCUUUCUAUAGAUUACCUAUUGAAUAAAACUAAUUGCCAGUUGUAGUGUUUCCAAAUAGAAAGAACUUUUUCGUGGUGUCGUUCCAAACUCCAGUACCUUAGCUCUUUAAUUUUCACGUGAUGUCCUCUCUCGAGAUAUGUGACGCGUAGUUCGCACUGUACAACAUUCAAAGACAAGGUGUGGCACUAAUGUUAGUGGUCAGUAGUUUUUUACAGGUAACUCAGUUUAUCGUAUCCAGUACAUAAUAUGCUAGAUAUAUAUAUCGUGCUUAUGUGAGGUACUGUGACUGAUACUCUGGAUUCUACGUUGUAUAUAACUGAUCCACUAGUUAUAGCAAACAUGUUUGUAAUAUUUUUGAUUUAUUGUAAACUGUUCAUAUUUUCUUUUAUUUUGUUCUAUCAAUAUUUAACCUAAUAUUACAGAAUGUUAAAAGACAGUUGUUAAAGUCGAUUGAUGAAGCUAAAGAUAGUAAUCAGACAUUUGUAUUUGGACAUUAUCCAACUUCCACGGUUGUUUCGAGUGAUUCGAAUCUGGGUACAGUGAUUGGAGAUAGUGCAUUUGCUUAUUUAUGCGGUCAUUUGCAUACGUUGUUUGGGUUGGCU